AUGGUGACCCCCUGCCCCACCAGCCCCUCUGCCGGAGCAGGGAGGCUAGACAACAACCAGAAUUUUCGAGCCCCCGUGAAGAAGAGCAGGCGCCCGCGCCUCCGGAGGAAAGAGCCGCUUCAGCCCCGGAACCCCUGCACGCCCCGAGGAGACUCCGGAGUUUGCGACCUUUUCGAGUCUCCCAGCUCCGGUUCGGACCUUGCAGACAGCCCCGCCGAGUCGGUGGCGCGAGACUGUAGCCCCCUGCCGGGUCCUGCCCGGCCGCUGGAGCCGCUAGAUCUACAAACCUUCCGGGACUACGGCCAGAGCUGCUACGCUUUCCGUAAGGCUCAGGAGAGCCGCUUCCAUCCGCGGGAGUCUCUGGCGAGGCAGCCACAAGUGACUGCGGAAUCCCGUUGUAAACUGCUCAGCUGGCUGAUCCCAGUGCACCGCCAGUUCGGCCUCUCGUUCGAGUCACUGUGCCUGACAGUGAACACUCUGGACCGCUUCCUCACCACCACACCAGUGGCUGCAGACUGCUUCCAGCUGCUUGGAGUCACCUCUCUGCUUAUCGCUUGCAAACAGGUGGAGGUGCACCCACCGCGCGUGAAACAGCUUCUGGCCCUGUGCUGCGGAGCCUUCUCCCGGCAGCAACUCUGCAAUCUCGAAUGCAUCGUGCUGCACAAGCUGCACUUCAGCCUGGGUGCCCCCACCAUCAGCUUCUUCCUGGAGCAUUUCACUCACACCCGCGUGGAGGCCGGACAGGCUGAAGUCUCCGAAGCCCUGGAAGCACAAACCCUGGCACGGGGGGUGGCUGAGCUAAGCCUGGCUGAUUAUGCCUUCUCUAGCUAUGCUCCCUCCCUGCUGGCCAUCUGUUGCCUGGCGCUAGCAGAUCGCAUGCUGCGGCUUCCACACCCGGUGGACUUGCGCCUGGGCGAACACUCAGAGACGGCGCUGCAGGACUGCCUGGGAAAGCUGCAGCUGCUGGUGGCCAUAAACAGUACCUCUCUGACUCACAUGCUGCCCCUCCAGAUUUGCAAGAAGUGCAACCUGUUCCCAAGCUUGAAAUAAAGCAGACCCUUGGGCUUCUUCUAUUCUCUGGUCCCAGAGGUUGGGCAUUGCUUCUGAAGAGUGCAGUAUUGG
This is a messenger RNA of Urocitellus parryii (Arctic ground squirrel), 1122 nucleotides long. It is a transcript of the gene Ccno, whose product is annotated as cyclin O. The record is from RefSeq and is a predicted model, not a curated record. NCBI's taxonomy places the organism in Eukaryota, Metazoa, Chordata, Mammalia, Rodentia, Sciuridae.